Penicillium soppii is the source of this 1275-nucleotide messenger RNA. RefSeq names its product inositol polyphosphate multikinase. Gene Ontology annotation, biological process: phosphatidylinositol phosphate biosynthetic process; inositol phosphate biosynthetic process. Gene Ontology annotation, cellular component: nucleus; cytoplasm. The transcript has 2 exons. Lineage: Eukaryota; Fungi; Ascomycota; Eurotiomycetes; Eurotiales; Aspergillaceae. Bases 1 to 1275 code for a protein of 424 amino acids. The record is from RefSeq and is a predicted model, not a curated record. Gene Ontology annotation, molecular function: inositol hexakisphosphate kinase activity; inositol-1,4,5,6-tetrakisphosphate 3-kinase activity.
AUGCCCACAAAACCAGAGAAUCGAAAGACACCACAAAUAGGUACCGAUGACCUGGUCCCUUUCGACCACGCUGCUGCAGGACAUGAAGGUGUCCGCUGUACGCUCUCUGGCGCACUGAUCGCCAAACCAUGCACUCGUCAAGAGGUGGAAUUCUACGAGUCCAGUGCCCUCCACCCAGCCUUCCAGGAGUUCAUCCCCCUCUACGUUGGCUCGCUCUCAUCCGCCGAACAACAGCAACCGCAGGCGAUUGCUGCCGCCCGAGAAUCCGGCACUCUGUUCCUUCCUGACCCCGACGCCUCUACCGACCCUUCGUGUCCUGGUGAACCAUCGCAAACACAGCGCGACGCUACCUCUGCUCUCGGACAAGAUGAAGCCGCAUGGGUGCCGUCUGGAGGCAAGAAACUCGAUACUGGACUGUCGAUCGUGCUGGAGAAUAUCGCCUGCGGAUUCCGUCGGCCCAACGUGUUGGAUGUGAAGCUCGGGGCGCGGUUAUGGGCUGAUGAUGCACCCCUUGAAAAGCGCAGUAAACUCGAUGCUGUGUCUAAAGAGACUACCAGCUCGAGUCUUGGAUAUCGUAUUGCGGGUAUGAAAGUAUGGACAGGAGAGAAAGGGGAGACAGAUGAGGGUGAUCGGACAAAUCCAUAUGCUACGAAAUAUGAGGGUGUAGAGGGCGAAAAGGGCGAGGUCAUCGAGAAGGAUGGAUAUCGGCGAUACGACAAGUGGUAUGGCCGGUCUUUCACCAAGGACACCGUCAAGCAAGGGUUUGAGACUUUCCUUGCGGGUGCCAAAACGGGGAAGAUCGAUCGAUCGCAAAUGAUUGCUCGCCGGUUGGCGGAUGAAUUAAAGAGAGUGCAUCAGAUCAUUGAAGCAGAAGAGAGUCGAAUGUACUCGGCCAGUGUACUUGUGGUCUACGAAGGUGAUCCAGAGGCCAGGGAGCAUGCAAUUGAAGAAGAGAAAAACGCCCCGUCCCGUUCUCAAGAACAAGAAGACUACGAUGAGGAUGACGAGGAAUUUGAGAUUCCCGAUAGCGCAUUAGAAGUAAUUGACCUUCAGCUGGGUGAAGGAAUGCCCCAGCAAGCCAUCAACAUCAACAUCGAUCCACAAACGAUGCCAGAUCUGGCCGAUGACGAAGAGGACGAGGAUCCCCCCAAAGUCCAUGAUCUUCGCUUGAUCGACUUUGCGCAUGCUAAUUGGACACCUGGGCAGGGCCCAGAUGAGAAUGUUCUCUUAGGUGUGCGCAGCCUGAUCGAGGUAUUCGAGGAACUGGCAGAGUGA